Messenger RNA from Aspergillus alliaceus, 2955 nucleotides. RefSeq names its product putative HMG box transcriptional regulator. Lineage: Eukaryota; Fungi; Ascomycota; Eurotiomycetes; Eurotiales; Aspergillaceae. The transcript has 3 exons. Gene Ontology annotation, biological process: negative regulation of transcription by RNA polymerase II; cell differentiation; anatomical structure morphogenesis. The record is from RefSeq and is a predicted model, not a curated record. Gene Ontology annotation, molecular function: RNA polymerase II cis-regulatory region sequence-specific DNA binding; DNA-binding transcription factor activity, RNA polymerase II-specific. The coding region runs from base 528 to 2597 and encodes 689 amino acids.
GGUACAGGAAGUACUAACUAUACCUUAAAGGAGGGCGGCAAACUAAGCCGAAUGGCUCCAAAGAUAGACUUAUAACAAAGCACUUCAAAAGCCAAAUCCCUGGCUUUAUCUUGUCCUAUUCUUCCACCGUGUUGAGGUUUUGAGUCCAUACAUUAUUGUCAAAGGGUAAAAAAGCGAGAGAAAAAAAAAAGGAAGAUAGAAGAAAUUAUUACAACCCUCCCUCAGGCUGAGAGAGAGAGAAAGAGGGAAGGAAAUAAAUAAUAUAACACAGGGGAAAAAAGAAAAGAAGAGAAAAAAGGGAAAUUAAAAUCCCCUCCACGAGGGAUCCGCUUUCUAUUAUAACCUUAUAUCUUGUUUUUUUCUUUCGUUCUCGUUUCUUUUUUCUUCUGUCUUCGGGGCGUGUUGUUCUUUCUCUAUAACCAUCAUACCUACUCUUUCAUCUAAUGAGUCCCUCGUCUUUCACCCCCUCCAAAGCACCACCUUCUCAAUUCCUAUCAGAGACGCCGUUCAUUCCUUCCUUCUUUUAAAUGUCUUUCGAUCGAGUUCUCCCCAAGCCCGCUGCUUUGCACUAUGACCCCCCUCAAGUUACUCUUCCCAGGCCGACCAGUAACCUCCUCGAGCACAAGAUCAUGAAUGACAACGUCUCCAAGGUGUCCAUGCUGGACCGCCAUAUGGAUGGAGUUCCGGUCGGGGGUUCAUGUCGAUAUGCGGCUGAUGGACUACCCCAAGUCCAUCUCUCUUCCCUAAAUCGGGCCAAGAUCGCUCUGAAUAAGAUAGCGUCUAAUGGUCCCAUCGAGCCGCCAAAGGCCGCGGCUCCCUUGCCAAUGAAGAACAUCCCGUUCCGAGAACGGUCUUCGGCAUCAGAGCGCUCUUCGUCCUCAAGUCCAGUGAAGUCAGCCGCUAGAGAGCCAGUGACCCAGUUUUGUCUGUGUCAACCGGACCCUAAAAUCCCAAGACCUCGCAAUGCUUUCAUCCUAUAUCGUCAGCACUAUCAAGCUUCAGUGGUCGCGCAGAACCCCGGCCUUGCCAACCCCGAUAUCUCCAAAAUUAUUGGAGAGCAAUGGAGGAGGCUUCCCCAGGAGACGAAGGAUGAAUGGAAGGCUCUAGCAGAGGAAGAGAAAGCUCGGCAUCAGCAGCAGUACCCAGAAUAUCGGUACCAGCCUCGGCGUUAUGGCAGGGACGGAAACUCACGAAGUACGAGUUCCGGGAUCAGCCAUAACCCUCCAGGCUCUACUGCUUGUAGUCGGUGUGGGGGGCGUGUGAUGAACCCACCUGUAUCACCAGAAGUCCCUUUCAAUCCGAAUGGUUCCAAUGGAAGUAGAGCCUCUUUACAGCGCGAGCCGAUCACAGAUCGCAGUUAUCCAUGCCGAGUAAAGGACUUGGACCACCCUUCGAACUCAAUCAAGAUCGGAAACAGUGGGGAGUCUCUUUCCUCGCGACAACGCCAAUGGGAGGAGAAUAGAUCCCCAGAUUCCAAGCGUCGCCGGAUCAGCACCCAGCUACCAAGCAAAACAAGUAUUCACCGGGACAGAAGCCCAGAGGCAUCAUAUCCGAUCUCACCAUAUACUGCCCGCCCAGAUGCUCCAAGCUCCCGUGGAUCUUUUCAGAUGUUGCAGCCUCCACGACCUUUCCGAAGUGUCAAGGAGUACCCACAACCUGACCCCAGUCUGAAGCUCCCACCGUUACAGACAACUACUUCCGUUUCCAGCUCUGCGACACCAGUGACUCCGUAUGUCCAGGAUGCCUCCAGCCUGGAGGCAACGGUGAUGACUAUCCCAUUCCUAAACAAGAUUAAGGUCCUAGCCAAGAUAUCACCGCCCCUCUUCCCCUCUUUUCGAGAUGGAGCGUCACGGAGACGAGGAGCUGUGGUAUCGGUGGAUGGGCAAGACCCUAUCGCUGUCAAGUCAGUGGUUGACUAUCUUAAUAAUGCGUUGGAGAAAGAAGGGAGAUAUCACACCCAUCUUUUCGAGGGGCCCGAGAUUCGUCCGCGGGAAUGUUACUCAGAAUCUGGGCAGAUGGGUGAUGCCACAGUUGAUUAUCUGAAUACCAUCUCAGCCUGGCAUCGCAUAUCGGAUGAGAUCGUGGGAUUCAUCAAGCCUCCAUAUGAAUCAUUAGAGCCAAAGUCUGUGGACGAAGACAGUUCCACACCAGGAGCGUCACCCAAAGCCCCCAUUCCUAAAGGUAUUGACACUCAUAUCAGCUCACCAGCACAGUCGAGUGAGGGUGGAUCUGUAUCGUAUUCGCCCUCUUCUGGAUCUGUAUCCCUUCCCGUACCUGUGGCUCUUGUUCCUAGGUAUCAGCUUACCACAGCAGACGCCUUCGCCUGCUCCGUGCCUAUCGGGGACUCUUAUGCACCAUUGGAUCAUUGGCAGUGGAUGGCAUCUCUAUGGCGUGCCUGUGUAGGUCCGGAUAUUACAGUCUAUGUUCGCGAGUGUGAGAAAGACGAGUUGGAGCGAUAUGGGGGAAACCCCGUUGAAGUUCGCCUGCUUGAUACGCGAACCAUAGUGGUGCGGAGAAUAGUCGGUUCUCCAAGAGAGCUAGAAGAGAAGGCUCUGAAGCGUGUGGGGUUUGAAAUUGAGGAUUACCUCACCCAAUAGCUGUAUGAGAUUCCCUGCCGUCUCAAAAAUAUUCUGUCUUUCUUCUGAUCACUUUUCUCUUAUCGCUCUUAUUUUCCUAUAUAUUCCUUUUUCUUGUUCCUUUGCAUGCGAAAGGGGACAUGACGGUGGUUUCAUCUAUUCUAUUCUAUCUUCCCUUUUCCUUUUUCUUCUUUCGAUGAAAUAUUUCUCGGGCAGCUGUGGAGUAUACUGGAGGCUCUAUGCUUUAAGUAGCCCUCGAUUCGGUUUGUCAAUUGGUCUGCAAGUAUGGGACGGCGUACAUAUAUGUUCGGGAUUCAUGUUUGGACAGAUUCCCCUUUGUGUGUUGAGUCACCAGCUGUUACUGGAGUGAACAUGUCUU